Sporothrix schenckii 1099-18 is the source of this 1980-nucleotide messenger RNA. RefSeq lists its product as uncharacterized. The record is from RefSeq and is a predicted model, not a curated record. The transcript has 3 exons. Bases 1 to 1980 code for a protein of 659 amino acids. Lineage: Eukaryota; Fungi; Ascomycota; Sordariomycetes; Ophiostomatales; Ophiostomataceae.
AUGGCCAUGGGGUUUCUCUGGCACGCGUUCGGCCACCCCAUCGAGACAUUUUACGUGCUGCUCUCGCCAUUCAACCCCCAGUACUAUUCCCACCACUUGGACUUUCGGGUCGACCGGUACUAUGCACGCCUGACGCGCGCCCGCAUGCAGUCGGACUUGCGGUCCGCCUUGGUCGACACCUUUUACAACAAGGACGCCAUUAUCACGGAGCUUGACAAGGCGGUGAGCCGCUGGCGCCGAUGGUGCCUACAGGAUCGGGGGCCAUUGUACGCCUUAUUCGAUGCGUUCGCCGUAACGACCGUGGAGGCCAGGACGGGCCGCAAAGUCAAAGUAUGGACAAACGACCGGUUCGCUGCGUUUAUAGCAAGCCGUCUGGGCAGUGAUGAUUCGGGCGUGGCUCCUGUUUUAUGGCGAACGUUUUGCUAUAGCGCCCGAUAUCCCUUCACGGCCAACAUCGAUACGUGUCCCGCCGAGGAGCAGCAGUUGAACCUGCAUGACUGGGUCCAAGCGGUCGCGAUGCUGGCGACCGAUGCUGCAGACAAUGUGCACUACGCCCGGCCGAUGUAUUCGGUGACAGGAUCGACCGUCUGGUACGGGUUUGCAAGUAUGGCGGUGAAACUGAAACUGGGUCGAUCGAGGCCACAGCACCACAGCGUUGACGACGUCGACAACGUCGACGAGGAGGCCCCCACCGUGCUGACACAGGUCGCGUUGGUGGCCUCCACGCAGCUGCCUCUUGACUACGCUAUGCGCGGACCAAAACUGCCGGAAAUUCUACCGCACAUUCGGAAGCUGGUGACGGACGAGGAGUGCGAGCCCGUUUUCAAAGCCGAUUUUGGUAUACCGUACCAUGACUUGGUGUGUCUACUCGGUGCCAUGCUGCAAGUGGACAAACCGGACCUCAAAGCAGCCAGGUGGACAGGGCGACUCGACGAGAACCGCGGCCUCGGCUUGGCGACCACCACCGAAAUCGACCGCGCGACGCACUUGGCUGUGGCAAAACAAAUUCUCGCGGCGGCGGGUCUCCAUGAUGAAAAACGUGGUGGUGGCGCCGUCGCCUCGUAUGAACAAUAUAAAGCCCUGUGGCAUAGACUGUGUCUAGAACCAGUCGACCGUUUCCAUCUUAAUGAAAGGCGGUCGUUUGACAGGGAGAUGGACCUGCUGUGGCGCAGCCUCUUUUCGGUGUUCUCGGUGCCGCAAGACCUGAAAGGCCUGAACCACGACCGCUGCGACCGAGACCAGACUCCGGAGCGCCCACCACCCCCACUCGUCUUGCAGGCGCUCGACUUCCUGUACCCGUUUCCAUCGUGCGGCUAUAUUCGCCAAGAGCGCCGCAGCAACACACUAGUAUACUCAUCCGAGGACACCGCCGAGACCGGUGGUAUGUCCGGUGACGGUGUGAUGGCCGCUCUUACAUCACACUACUUCCCCAUGCUCGUCAUAGUGUAUGGGCGCAUGACCGACGCAAGCCGGCAGCCUGCCAUCUUUGCUGUGUUUACGUCGUCGCCGCUCUGGACUACCGCCGACAAAGGCCAGACAGAUAUGCAAUUUUUUGUCGAUGACAAGCACUUGUUGAUGGAAAUUGCGCCUCGUGCGCGUGUUCUCCAAUACCAGCCACCGAAGAAUAAGGAGAGCAAGACCAGAUUCACGGAUCUGGUUACGACCGACGACGUGGCGGACACCAUCUGCUUCGGAUCACGUUCGGGGCUCACCCUCAACUUUGCGUCUGGGGUGGCAACACUGUUCUCGGCGGCUGAGCCGGCUGAUGCGACUGAUGCUGGACAUUACAUUGAGAUUCCCGCGGGUCCGUAUACAACAGACCGUGAACCGAUUGCAUCCCCUGUGGCCUGGACUACGUCCAUGCAUAUCACCAAGCUCGAGGUGUAUCGUGGAAUAGAUGGGAUCGACGAGGACUUGGUCAUUAGGCGCGAUCUCCGAAGUAAUCGUCGACGGUCGGCGGCAGAGGGGCAAAGGGGCUAG